GUUUUAUGAAUCAGUACGAGACAAAAUUCAUUCAGUUGUGAUAUAUGGUUAUACCUUUGAUGUUUUUGACAUAAUAAUACGCGACUAAAUAAUGUCUCAAUGAUAAACAGAAACUUGUAUGAAAUAUUUAUGUUUGCAUAAUGUUGAUAGAACGAAAUGGAUGGCGUUUUCGCUCGGCAAUAUCUAGUGGGAGAAACAGUAGUCUCGAUGUGCUGGGACCGUCCGCCGACCAUGGUAACUCGAUGACCACUGUCCACCCAAUUAUACCGGUUUUCAAGAAGUGCAGGGACAGAGAUAUAGGAGAUAUUGGUUGGACUAACAAGCCGACAGGAAGGCAUCAACAACGUAAGAGCAUAGAUGAUUCUGCCACGAAGAGUGUUACACUGCCACCACUACAACGAAGCGUAACGGAUCUAGGAUCUUUGCGGACGAUGUACAGGAGACCGAAAUCACCAACACCUAAUUUUACGAUGAUCAACCGCAGAGACCCCAGCUUAAUGAAGACGCCAGACGUCAAUUCUCUCAUAACCAUGUCCAAACCGAUUCCAAAUUUGCUCGACAAACCGAAGAAGGACGACGAAGAGACGCCAAGGAAAAAUUUGAAUAUCUGGAAAAACGAAGUUAAAAAAGUUGUUCCCGCACGGCCAGCAAUUGCAAUCCAUUCUGACUGGAAAGCGCCACCUGCCGAGUGGGACGACAGGGACCAGUAUAUUUACGGACCGAAACCCAUAUUUUACAAGAACAUUAAAUACACGGAACAUAAAGACUUUGUUGUUAACCCUGAAUGGUUGUCCGAGUUUAUGACUGUCUCGACGUAUUCUCAGGCGUACCGCACAUGCGCACUCAGAUAUGGAUGGUGUGCCUAGAAAUUAUUACAUAAAUAAAAUUUUUAAAAUCUUUAUUUACACAUUUUUUUAUACAAGUUAAGAGUUUAAAACAGACAUUGUUGAAACUAAUAAAAGUUAAAGAAAACUGA
Molecule: messenger RNA, 976 nt
Organism: Mercenaria mercenaria
Lineage: Eukaryota; Metazoa; Mollusca; Bivalvia; Venerida; Veneridae
Exons: 5
Coding region: 141-866 (241 amino acids)
Source: RefSeq, a predicted model, not a curated record